Medioppia subpectinata is the source of this 630-nucleotide messenger RNA. NCBI's taxonomy places the organism in Eukaryota, Metazoa, Arthropoda, Arachnida, Sarcoptiformes, Oppiidae. The record is from the annotation of a GenBank genome assembly.
AUGGGUAGAAUAAUACAAAAUAAUAAUGUAGGCAGGACUAAAAGUGUACCAAAACGCUUGUUGGAUGAGCUCCGGGACCGACACUCAAACCUACAUGUCCUACAACUGGACGGUACGGACUAUAAGAGUUUUGAUGGCUUUGCCAAACAAGUGGCCGAUAUUGUGGGCGACAGGGGUUUGGAUACAUUAAUACUUAGCGCCGGUAUUUGUAUUUGGCAUCGUUUGGAUGAGGUAACAGCCGAGGAUAUGGUGACCAACUUUGAGGUCAAUGCCGUGUCUCGACUUAUGCUCAGCAAAGCACUGUUGCCAGUGCUCAAGCUGUCUGCGGCGACUAAGCGCAAAACAACAAUCGUCAACAUUGGUGCUUUAUUGGGCUCCAUAGAGUUCAUUCAUAACCUCCCACAUCGCAUAUUAUACCCGUACGUUGUGAGCAAAACUGCGAUCAACAUGAUCAGUAAAUGUCUAGAUGUUGACCUGGCUCCCCACGGCAUCAGGUCGGUGGUGAUUCACCCUGGUCACGUGGCAACUGACAUGGGUGGUGAGCCAACUGAGUAUGUGGAGCAAUUUACCGUGCAGAAAAGUGUGGCACAAGUACUUCGCACCGCCCAGAAUGUCAAAGAGUCUGAUUAU